AUGUUGGUUCGAGUAUGGAGUUGGAUGUUACUGUCGGCUGGCAUUGUAUGGCACUUGUUGGACCUUGCAGAAGCAGACUGUCCUAUUCUGACGAAGACGGUGAAUGUUUCGUCCGAGCAGCGUCUGAUGCUAUACUUGAUGGCCGGAUACGAGAAGUCCAUUCGUCCGGUCUACAAUUCGUCCUCGCCUGUAGAGGUCAAACUUGGACUGACCUUGACCCAAAUUCUUGACCUAGAUGAGAAAAAUCAGAUUCUAACGACAAACGUUUGGAUGGAAGUGGAAUGGUACGACGAGAAACUCAGUUGGGACCAACACCACUACGGCGGUCUUACAAGCAUACGAAUACCUUGCAACCGAAUAUGGCUACCGGAUGUCGUGCUGUACAACAGUGUCGAUGAUUACACAUCCGGGUACAUGCCGAGCCUCGCUAUGGUUCACAAUGACAGCCGGGUAUUUUGGGGUCCAGUUGUCCGCUUCAGAAGUUCCUGUAAAAUUGAUAUCACGUUUUUUCCAUUUGACGACCAGAUGUGUAAGCUGAAACUCGGAUCCUGGGCUUAUCAUGGAUUUCAGGUCAAUGUGUUCAAUCGCUCUAAUACGAUUGACUUGUCUAACUUUGUUGACAACGGAGAGUGGGAGCUAGUGGAAAACCGGGUGGAACGGAACCAGGUCUACUAUAACUGCUGUUCGGAACCUUUUCCGGAUGUGACGUUUUACAUAUAUUUGCGCAGGCGUAUUAAAUACUACUUCAUGAACAUCAUAAUACCUUGUAUUAUAUUAUCGUUUUUGUGCCUGGCUGGAUUUUUACUUCCACCGGAAAGUGGAGAAAAGAUAACUCUAGGACUAUCUGUACUGCUCACGAUUACCGUGUUUAUGCUGAUGGUGGCGGAUAAGAUGCCCCAGACGUCAGAAUCUAUCUCCGUCAUCAGUAUAUAUUUAAUGGUCGUUCUGUCCAUGAGCUGUAUGUCAGUCCUGACGUCCGUCUGGAUACUUAGUAUACACCAUCAGCGCGGGAAACCCAAACGAGUCCCAACAUGGCUGCGCGUUCUUGUACUCACCUUCGUCGCUAAAUGUUUAUGUGUAAAUAUACGCCUCUUUGGUACGAAAGACAGAAUACUAGAUUACCGAAACCGGAAGAGAAACAAAAAUAAGAAAAUCAGAGUCGCAAUGGAAGAUCCGGAAAUAAUUCGAAUGGAUGGAAAUGUGAGAGACCCUUUCGACAUAGAGAAUAGCAUGUCCACAAUCGAAAAUAAUAUUUACAGGGAAAGCUACCUCGAGCGCGAAGACGCAAUUAAGGAUUUAAUUGACUUGUUGCAAACGCGCCAUCUUGAGGAGCUCUAUGAAGAGGAGGUCUACAAGGAAUGGAGAGAUGUUGCCUUUGUCCUUGACCGAAUGUUCUUUGUUCUAUUUUUACUUAUAACCACCAUAGCAACGGUUUGUAUCCUUGAGAUGAGACCGUCUCACGGUAAACACUAA
Ylistrum balloti is the source of this 1473-nucleotide messenger RNA. RefSeq names its product neuronal acetylcholine receptor subunit alpha-10-like. Gene Ontology annotation, cellular component: synapse; neuron projection; postsynaptic membrane. The record is from RefSeq and is a predicted model, not a curated record. Gene Ontology annotation, molecular function: acetylcholine-gated monoatomic cation-selective channel activity; transmembrane signaling receptor activity. Gene Ontology annotation, biological process: regulation of membrane potential; signal transduction; monoatomic ion transmembrane transport. NCBI's taxonomy places the organism in Eukaryota, Metazoa, Mollusca, Bivalvia, Pectinida, Pectinidae. Bases 1 to 1473 code for a protein of 490 amino acids. The transcript is spliced from 7 exons.